Loxodonta africana (African savanna elephant) is the source of this 7223-nucleotide messenger RNA. It is a transcript of the gene ODAD2, whose product is annotated as outer dynein arm docking complex subunit 2. Bases 2485 to 4683 code for a protein of 732 amino acids. The transcript has 15 exons. Gene Ontology annotation, molecular function: protein binding. Lineage: Eukaryota; Metazoa; Chordata; Mammalia; Proboscidea; Elephantidae. The record is from RefSeq and is a predicted model, not a curated record.
UUUUUAAAACUAAAACCAGUUGAAUUUGGACCUUAAGCCAAAAAACCAAAUCCAUUGCCAUCAAGUCGGUUCCAACUCAAAGGGACCAUAUAGGACAGAGUAGAACUGCCCCACAGGAUUUUGAAGGAGCAUCUGGUAGAUUCGAACUGUCGACCUCCUGGUUAGCAGCCGAGCUGUUAACCAACCUUAGCUAAACCAAACUGAACCGAACCAAAUCGAACCGAACCAAACCAAACCUGUUGCUGUCCAGUAGAUUCCGACUCACUGAGACCCUAUAGGACAGGGUAGAACUGCCUCAUAAGGUUUCCAAAGCUGAAAUUUUUAUGGAAGCAGACUGUUACACCUUUCUCGCACGGAGCGGCAGGUGGGUUUGAACCACUGACCUUUUGGUUGGCAGCUGAGCGCUUAACCCAUGCACCACGAGGGCUCCUUUUAGACCUUAGCUAGGUAUCUGUAAUUGAUGCUGGUGUGUCUCAAGGAUUAUAUCCAUAUGACCGCAGAGUAUGAAACGCUGUUCUGUGAGAUUGGAGCAGAUUCAUUUGCUAUGCAUUUUCUGGACAAAUCUAAAAUGGUCUCAGAAUUAGCUUCGUUGUUCACCAUUGCCAGGUCAUUAAGUCAGUCUUUUAAGAAAGGGGCUUCAAAGUGACUCAUUCUACUUUAUAAAUUAAAACUUCUUUAACAAUCAUUUCACAGAAUAUUCACUCAGAUAUUGAAGGAGUGAAAAGGCAAGAAGGGAGCAUUGAAAUAUAGAAGUAAUAAUGGCAGCUUCUGUCCUAAGGGUUGGGGGGCCAAGGGAAGAAGAGGUGGUUAUCAGAAGCUUGGAGGAAGUGCCCCACGAAGCUGGGACCCAGACCUCUGGGGAAGGGGUGCUUCCAGACUAUGCUGGUCCCCUAGGAGCUCAGAGGAGGGCCCCACAGAGCUGGCCCCACAGUGCUGCCAUAAUUGUGCCGGUACCUUGGGAGCUCAGAGGAAGAUCCUUGUAGAGCUGACAGAGUUGGGCCCAGACCUUUGAGGAUGGAGCACUCAUCAGCUGAUAAUGGUAUUUCUGAGGGGACGAGCCUAGUUCAGCAUCCCUGGACUGUGAGGGGGGGAAAAAAACUCUGCAAAUUAGAAUCAACUGUUGCUACUGGAAGCAACUGCCACUGCCAGAGGUGAAGGGCCGUUGCUGGGGUGACUCUAACAGGGACAGUGGGUAAACAGGAAGGAGCAUAGCAUGUCCUUCCUUCAACCUUCAGUCUUCUUUUAGCUUCUUGUUGACUGAACCUAAACUAAGCUGGCAAAGGAGAAAUAGAGAGAAAUACACCCAGCCCUGAGUAUCACAAAGCAGAAUAUGGAUGGGUGGGUUGUGAGCCAAGAGAGAAACAGCACAUAGCCUUCUGAAUUUUCUGGAUUAAAAAACUUGUGAUUGGUCUCAUACCUAUUCACUGAACCUUGUUAGAAGGAGCGGGACUCAGCUUUCUCCUCUGCAGCAUCCUGCCCUCAGAGUCUUCAGUGUACCUUUGGAACUCCCAGGCAUAUUCUACAGGAAGGACCCACAUCCUUAAUGGGGACCCAGCUAUCCUGGGGCACUGCUUGCAGAGUCGUUGUACCUUGGCUUGAGUUAAUCUCUAAAUGCCGGUGCCACUUUCCUGAUUCCUCAUCAGCGUCUCUUCUUUCUUACAUGCCCAUUUGCUGUGUUUCUUGUUAGCAUCACAUUUAGCUUAUUUCCGCAGAGCUAAGGUAAAUGACCUAAAUGUGAUUUUUUUGUUUGUUUGCUUUGAUUUUUUAGAGAAGUAAACUCUUGAAUUAGGAAAUAGGGAAAUAAAAGAAGGAAUGAUUUUCUUUGGUUUUCUAGAGUCAGGCAAGGCAUCUUUGCUUCUGUCAAACAAACGUGUGUGUGUGUGAGGUGUGUAUAUGUAUGUAUGUGUAUGUACACACAUGGUUUUAUUUGAUGUGAAAACAUCUAAGUAUUCCAUUAAGUUGUAAAAGCGAAAGACAAGGAAUGUAAAACUAUUAAAUAAUUACAACAAAGUUUACAACACAGCACAUAAUAUAUACAUGUGAUCUGUUAUAGGAGAAUAAUAGGGGUAGGGAGAAAAGGGAAAACGAGAACCGGACACAGGCGAGAUGGAAGAAGGUGGAGGGGCAGAUGGUUACUGGAGAUCAUGACCCUAGAAAAUAAGCCGACCACAACCGUGCUACCUACAGAACAACAGCAGAGUGUGAUCAACAGGCACGUAGGCCCUUCCUAGGUGGCAUUCUCAUCUUCAGACCUUUUAUGACCUCAUCAUUAAGGCUCAUGAUGUCAUAAUGCAUUUUCACAGUAGAAGAAAGGGUGCAGAGGAAAGGAGGCUUCACUCCCCUAUUGGAUAACAAGAGUCCCCUUCAUGCUCAUAGCAGGGCAAAACAGAUGAUGAGAGGGAAAUUAAUUAUGAGAGAAAAGGUAAAAUUUAUAAAGACCUUAUCACGAUUUUAAGAGAAAAAUCAGCAACGUUUUCAAAGAAUAUGGCCAAACAGGAGAAUACAUUCAAUGAAGAACAACAGAAAGAAAAGUUUCAGCCUGAUGAGGCACCUAAGAAGGAAGAAGCAACCACUAAAGCUGACUCAGAAAAGACUACACUGCAGAAGAACCAAAUUAAUUUUGGGAGGAACCCAAUUGGCAAGAGAUUAGAGCCAAGUUUAAAUUGGAAGAACACUGUUGAUUUAAAAGACCGCAAAAGUUUAGGAAGAGACACCCAAGAGGAAAAACAUGCAAGACUUGAAAAGGGAAGACCAUCUGUGGCACCUGGAAGAAUGCAAUUAGCUCGUAAGGCUACUGACAAGCCUGAGGAAAUUAUUAGUGAGAGUUCCUCAGAGAGUGAGGAAGAUGAAGAACCACCCGAUCAUCGUCAGGAGGCAAAUGCUGAUUUGCCGUCUGAAUAUUGGCAAAUUCAGAAGCUGGUGAAAUACUUAAAGGGAGGAAAUCAGACAGCUACAGUGAUCGCAUUGUGUUCAAUGAGGGAUUUCAACUUAGCUCAAGAGACCUGCCAGUUGGCAAUUAGGGAUGUUGGAGGCCUUGAAGUUUUAAUAAAUUUACUGGAUACCGAUGAAGUCAAGUGUAAGAUUGGUUCAUUAAAAAUCCUGAAGGAAAUCAGUCAUAAUCCUCAAAUCAGACGUAAUAUUGUGGAUCUUGGGGGUUUGCCAAUUAUGGUUAACAUACUUGAUUCUCCAAACAAGAAUCUGAAAUGCUUGGCAGCUGAGACAAUUGCUAACGUAGCCAAGUUUAGACGCGCCCGGCAGGCGGUGAGACAGCACGGGGGCAUUACCAAGCUGGUUGCUCUACUCGAUUGCGGACAGAAUUCAUCAGAACCUCCUCAACCCUCUCUCUAUGAGACCAGAGACGUGGAGGUAGCUCGCUGCGGUGCGCAGGCACUGUGGAGCUGCAGUAAAAGUUACGCCAAUAAAGAAGCCAUUCGUAAAGCUGGAGGCAUCCCUCUGUUGGCUCGAUUACUGAAGACUUCUCACGAAGACAUGUUAAUUCCAGUGGUGGGGACAUUGCAAGAAUGCGCAUCAGAGGAAAACUACCGAGCUGCGAUCAAAGCAGAACGGAUCAUUGAGAACCUAGUGAAGAACCUGAAUAGUGAGAAUGAGCAGCUUCAAGAGCACUGUGCCAUGGCCAUCUAUCAGUGUGCUGAAGAUGAGGAGACCCGGGACCUGGUGAGGCUGCAUGGGGGACUGAAACCACUGGCCAGUCUGCUCAGUAAAACUGACAAUAAAGAGCGGUUAGCCGCCGUCACGGGGGCAAUAUGGAAAUGCUCCAUCAGCAAAGAGAAUGUGACCAAGUUUCGUGAAUACAAAGCCAUUGAAACCUUGGUGGGACUUCUAACUGAUCAGCCAGAAGAAGUACUUGUGAAUGUGGUUGGUGCCCUGGGCGAGUGCUGCCAAGAACAUGAAAACCGUGUCCUUGUCCGGAAGUGUGGCGGCAUUCAGCCUCUUGUCAACCUCCUCGUUGGAAUUAACCAGUCUCUUCUUGUGAAUGUCACAAAAGCAGUUGGCGCUUGUGCUGUCGAGCCUGAAAAUAUGAUGAUCAUUGACCGCCUAGAUGGAGUUCGGUUGUUGUGGUCAUUGCUAAAAAACCCCCACCCAGAUGUGAAGGCCAGUGCAGCGUGGGCCCUCUGCCCCUGCAUUGAAAAUGCUAAGGAUGCUGGAGAAAUGGUUCGUUCUUUUGUUGGUGGCUUGGAACUUGUUGUCAAUUUACUAAAGUCAGACAACAAAGAAGUUUUGGCGAGUGUUUGUGCUGCUAUCACCAAUAUAGCAAAAGAUCAAGAAAAUCUAGCUGUUAUUACAGAUCACGGGGUCGUCCCUUUAUUGUCCAAACUCGCAAAUACAAAUAACGAUAAACUGAGGCGUCAUCUAGCAGAAGCAAUUGCACGUUGCUGUAUGUGGGGCAGAAACAGAGUGGCCUUCGGUGAGCACAAAGCAGUGGCUCCACUAGUGCGUUACCUGAAAUCAGAUGACACCAACGUGCACCGAGCAACAGCUCAGGCCUUGUACCAACUCUCAGAAGACGCUGAUAACUGUAUCACCAUGCAUGAGAAUGGAGCCGUAAAGCUUCUGCUGGACAUGGUUGGGUCUCCCGAUCAGGACCUCCAGGAAGCUGCAGCUGGUUGUAUAUCCAACAUCCGCAGGCUGGCUCUUGCUACAGAAAAGGCAAGAUACACUUGAAACGUAAACAGACAUUAUAAGAUAGGAAAUUUUAGAUGACACAGAACAUGUCACUCCCCUGGGCAGGAAGCCUAAACGGGGACACUUGUAUUAGCAAAUCCUUUAGCUACAGACAAUGUCUAAGUGAAAACACACGAAUUACAAAUGCAGAGGAUGCUUUUCAUCCAGAAAUUGUGUGGAUGCUUUUGGGGUGAUUUAAUUUGGGGGUAUGUGCCAUGCCAUGAAAUGUAAGCCAAUAAAUUUGUGAUAAUUUUUCAGGAAUUAGAAAAUGAGUGCGUACUAUGUAUACAUAUUUCAGUGAAGCUUUUUUAUUUGUGGUGAUUUUAAUAAAGGGUACUGUCUUCCCGCGUAGAGUUUUGUCCCUGUUCAUGAAUGUCUUCUCAAUUCCCUUUCUGUUAAACCGAUCUAAUCGUCCUGUCAUUAUGGUUUGGUCUGUUUGAUCACUUGCAACCCACAGGAGAGCUCUGAUGAGAUGUGCUGAUUUCACAAACUGUUAUUAAAUAGAAUUUAGAGUCAAGCAGCUGGAGUUAGAGAGAUCAUCCCCAGGUCAUCCCAGUUUCUCCUAAAUACUACCAAAAACAUCUGAGAAGGUAGUGUAUGACUGCCACUGUAUCAGAUCAUACAAAUCACAAAAACAUAAGCAAUGAGUGAGUAUUUUUCCUUUUGGAUGUACAGAGCGUAAACAAUGGUAUGUUUUAUUUCCCUCGCAAGGAUUCACCACCUCUUUUAUUGAACUCAUUUAUCCUGAUGUAAGGAUAAUAUUACUUCAGUAAAAUUACUUUGAAUCUCUGAACUUGUUUUCAGCACACUCACUACUUUUUAAAAAUGGGGCUACAGAGGAUUAAUAGUGGUUUAUCAGGUUAUAGAAACAUUAAAAAAAAAUAGAACCCGCUUAAAAGAAUAAUAUGAAGCCUCGGUGUGCUGGAGUCUGGGAACUAACUGUACCGAGCACCUAAAGCUAGCCAGAAAAAUAGCUUCAUAUGCAUCAGCUAUGAAACCGGCAAUCUCAGUUAAUGCUUCAAAGAAGAGGCAAGCCGUUUUUAAUGAAAAAAAAAAAAAAACCAUUAAGCCCUGUGUAUGUUUGUCAUAAUUUGGAGAAGAUAAUAAAUGUAAUCACAUUAAAUGUAAAUAACUCAUAUGACAUGAAGAACCUGUACAGAUGAGAAUUAUACCAGCAACAGAUUCUACAAUAAAAAGCUAAGGCGUUUCUGAGAAUUCCAAAGUUUUGCAAAACACCGAUUCAUCUUCAUAGCUUUUUAAAAGGGUUAUAAAAGAGGAGAAUAUGAACCAGGAAAUGGUCUUAGUGCUAACUUAGAAUUGAAUUUAAAUUACAGUUUAAAUCCUUUAACUGUCAGUAGGAGAUAUUUCUAAUAUUAAAGUCGCCUUUUACUUUGGUUUCAUUAGCAUUAAAAAUACAUCUAGAAAUGAUAGAUUAUAACAGCUAUAGAAAAUGAAUAAACAUCCCAUUGUUUAGAUUGUUUUUAAAGGAGACUUCCACCAUUGUCCUCAUAUUCUUAGAAUUCCUGAGGCUUGGAAACCCUAUGGGCAGUUCUACUCUGUCCUAUAAAACCCAGUGCCAUCAAGUCGAUUCCAACUCAUAGCGACCCUAUAGGACAGAGUAGAACUGCCCCCGUAGAGUUUCCAAGGAAUACCUGGCAGAUUCGAACUGCUGACCCUUUGGUUAGCAGCCGUAGCACCUAACCACUACACCACCAGGGUCUCCCUCUGUCCUGUAGGGUCAUUAUAAGUUGGAAUUGUCUCAGUGGCAGUGGGUUUGGGGGUUUGGAUUUCCCGCCCCCCACUGGGGGUGAUGGGAGGUAACAGGGUGAGAGAAAGAUGUGUAAAUGUCCAAGGAUUGUUCCUUUGAAAUGUGCUGGGUAGAAGGAAACUUGAAGCUUCUGUUUUCAUGGUUAAUAAAUGUAUGGAAUAAAAUCAAUGGUGCUAUUUUAAAAGAAAUGAAGCACUUGAAAACAAAUAGGGCAAAUUAGCAGGAAGAUUGUUUUGAAUAUUCCUCGCUAAGAAUUUUUUUAAGUACUUAAACACCAGAAAUGUAGUACCUUUAGAGUAACAAAUAAGACAUUGAAUUUAAAAGGUCAGUGGCUUAUUUUUUGUGAAAUGGCAUAAGAGAAAACUCUUAUUUCACUAGACAACUGUCAAAGCCGGCGAAAGCACCCAUAGCUGCCAGAGAACGUACCUGUGGAAGGUCACACCAUGUCUUUGCUACCACAUACUGCACUCUCUGGUUUGUUUGUGGUAUUUUGCUUGUAUUUUAAUUUUGGCAGGAUAUACAUGACAAAACAUUUGCCAUUUCAGCUGUUUUUGCCUGUACAGUUCAGUGACAUUAGUUACAUUCACCAUGUUGUGUCACCAUCAACACUAUUCUUUUCCAAAUUCUUCCCUCACCAUUAACCAAAACUCAGUGUCCCCUAGCAGUAAGUCCCCACCCCCUGCCUGCCCCUGGUAACCGCUAAUAACUUAAGUCUGUAUACACUUGCCUAUUCUAGAUAUUUUAUACAAGCGGGAUCAUCCGGUAUUUUUCC